CAGAUAUACAUACAUAUAUAUACACAAAACAUGACAAAUUUGGAAAGCAUCGGAUUGGACCCAAUGUCCGAUGAGUUCAAGUUCGAUCUAAAGACACUUGGCUCAUUGGUGGACGUUCCAAAGAAUCCGGAUUUGUUGAAAGAGAUUGGAGGCCCACAAGGAUUGGCCGACGGUCUGAAAUCCUCAUUGAAGGACGGUCUGCCCAACGAGCAGAACUCUACCGAGACAAACAGAGUCCAUAUUUACGGAAAGAACAUUCUACCACCUCCACCACAUACUCCAUUGUGGCGUAUUGUACUUGAUGCCUUGUCCGAUCAUAUUCUUAUCCUUUUGAUUGUUGCUGCCGUUGUGUCUAUCAUUCUGGGAGCAGUGCCAGCCACGUCGGAAGACCCAAAGAUUGCUUGGGUCGAUGGUGUUGCCAUUCUGGUGGCUGUCGUCAUCGUCGUCACGGUGACCUCUGUCAACGACUUUAAGAACCAGGCGCGUUUCCGUGACCUGAACGAGAAGACCAGCGACAAGCAAAUCAAGGCCAUUCGCUCGGGCGAGCAAUGCCAAGUGUCAAUCUUUGACGUGCGCGUCGGAGACAUUAUCACGUUGGACACGGGUGACAUUUUGUGCGCUGACGGUGUCUUUGUCGACGGCCACUCACUGACCUGCGACGAAUCAUCCAUCACCGGAGAGUCAGACCCCAUCAAGAAGGGCCACAUGGAGCAGGGCUUCGACCCGUUCUUCAUCUCGGGCAGUCAAGUGCUCGAGGGCUUUGGCAAGAUGAUGGUCACCGCCGUCGGUGUCAACUCAUUCAACGGCAAGACCAUGAUGUCGCUGCGUGUCGAGACUGAGGACACCCCACUGCAAGAGAAGCUGGGCAAGCUGGCCGACAACAUCGGCAAGUUUGGUCUGGCCGCCGCCGUGCUGCUGCUGCUCAUCGUCAUCCCCAAGUACUUCAUCGAGAAGAAGGUUCGCCAUGAGGACCUGCCCAAGUCGACCGCCUCAGACAUCACCAAGAUGAUCAUUGGUUCGAUCACAAUCGUCGUCGUUGCCGUGCCCGAGGGUCUGCCACUGGCCGUCACAAUGGCUCUGGCCUACGGUAUGAUGAAGAUGUACAAGGAGAACAAUCUCGUGCGUCACUUGGCCUCGUGUGAGACCAUGGGUUCCGCCACCAACAUCUGCUCCGACAAGACCGGCACACUCACCCAGAACGUCAUGACUGUCGUCACUGGCUGCAUUGGCCAGCGCUUCGAUGACUGCCCCGCCUACGCCGAUUACGCCAAGACCAACCUCAAGGAGAUGUCCACCAUCCUGGUCGAGGGUCUGGCCGUCAACUCCAACGCCUACGAAGGCAUGUCCACCAAGGGCAAGAUGGAGUUCAUCGGCUCCAAGACCGAGUGCGCCAUGCUCAACUUCACCAAGCUCUUUGACUGCGACUACCUCGAGGUCAGAAAGCGUCUCGAGGUCAUCGAGCUCUACCCCUUCUCAUCGGCCCGCAAGCGUAUGGGUGUCUUGGUUCGUCAGAACGAGCAGACACUGCGUUUCUACCAAAAGGGUGCCUCAGAGAUCAUCUUGGCUCAGUGCGACCGCUACAUCGACCCCAACGGACAGACACAGGCACUCACCCCCGAGAUCAAGGCCAUGUAUGAGGAGACUAUCGUGACAUUCGCCACUGAUGCCCUGCGUACCAUUGGUUUGGCCUAUCGCGACUUCUCAAACGACUGUGGCAUUGACUUCAAGGGCCAAGCCCCCGAGACCAACCUCAUCUUCAUCGGUGUGAUUGGAAUCAAGGACCCACUGAGACCCGAGGUGCCAGGCGCCGUUGCCCAAUGCAAGCGUGCCGGUAUCACCGUCAGAAUGGUCACUGGAGACAACAUCAUCACCGCCACCAACAUUGCCAAGAACUGUGGUAUCCUCACCGAGGGAGGCAUCUGCAUGGAGGGUCCAGUCUUCCGUAACCUGCCCCAGGAUGAGAUGGACGCCAUCAUUCCACGCCUUCAAGUGCUUGCUCGUUCAUCGCCAACCGACAAGCAGCUGCUCGUCGGCCGUCUAAAGGAUCUGGGUGAGGUCGUCGCCGUCACUGGUGAUGGAACCAACGAUGGUCCCGCACUCAAGUUGGCCAACGUCGGUUUCUCCAUGGGUAUCGCCGGUACUGAGGUCGCCAUUGCCGCCUCUGAUGUCGUGUUGCUCGACGACAACUUUGCCUCUAUUGUCCGUGCCGUCAUCUGGGGUCGUAACAUCUACGACGCUAUCUGCAAGUUCCUUCAAUUCCAGCUCACUGUCAACGUUGUGGCCGUCACUGUCGCCUUUGUCGGUACAAUCACCAGUGGCUCUCACUCACCUCUCACCGCCGUCCAGCUGCUCUGGGUCAACCUUAUCAUGGACACCCUCGCUGCCCUUGCCCUGGCCACCGAGCCACCCACUCCAGAGCUGCUCGACCGACCACCCACUGGAAAGAACGCACCACUCAUCACUCGUGGCAUGUGGAAGAACAUCAUUGGACAUUCUGUGCUGCAGCUCAUCAUCCUAUUCGUUCUGCUCUACAAGGGAGACAAGAUCUACGAGAACUUUGUCGACUUCCCAAUCGUGUACUCAGAGCGUCACCACUACACAAUCGUCUUCAACACAUUCGUCUUCUUGCAGCUCUUCAACGAGAUCAACAGUCGUGUGCUGGGCAACCGUCUCAACCCAUUCACCAACUUCUUCAACAACCCAAUCUUUGUCAUUGUGUUGGUUGCCACAUUCAUCAUUCAGGUGCUCUUUGUCACAUUUGGAGACGACGCUACAUCUACCGCCAGACUCAACAUCACAGAGUGGGUGGCAUGUAUCAUCACAGGCGCCUUUGAGCUUGUCUGGGGUCUCAUCCUUCGUAUGAUCCCCAUCAAGGAGCCACCCGUCCAGAAGGUCAUCCCAGAGAAGUCCGAGACCGUCUACACUCCACCCGUCGACACCGCCAAGCCACACGACGUCACACUUACCACCACCACGGCCGCUGUUGCUGCCUCAGAGAUCGAGCCCAUCCUCGAGUCAUCCAAGAUCACUCUGGACAAGAACACCGACGGAUACAUCCCACUGCCCGUGGGCGUGCCCAUUGACGGCGAGGACAAUCAAACCACCACAACCACAACCACCACGACCACCUCGACCGAGCCAAGCGAGGGUGGCGCCAACCAGAAGAAGGGAUGGGAUCUCAUUCGCGAGACUCCACAAAAGAUCCGCGUGGUCAACGCCUUCAAGUCAUACCGUCGUCCAGAGCGCGAGGUGGAGGAUCCAAUCGAGGUUGGACGUGGCUGGAAGCUCGUCAGACAGACACACCAAAAGAUCAGAGUACUCAAUGCCUUCCAGAGCUACGAGAAGCCAAACGAAUCUUCACUCAUUGACGUUGUUCGUCAUCCAACCAGACAGUCGAUAUACCUU
Acytostelium subglobosum LB1 is the source of this 3405-nucleotide messenger RNA. RefSeq lists its product as hypothetical. The annotation marks the transcript as partial. Gene Ontology annotation, cellular component: membrane; intracellular membrane-bounded organelle. Gene Ontology annotation, biological process: calcium ion transmembrane transport. Gene Ontology annotation, molecular function: ATP binding; P-type calcium transporter activity; ATP hydrolysis activity. NCBI's taxonomy places the organism in Eukaryota, Evosea, Eumycetozoa, Acytosteliales, Acytosteliaceae. The record is from RefSeq and is a predicted model, not a curated record. The transcript is spliced from 2 exons.